Molecule: messenger RNA, 844 nt
Organism: Trichoderma harzianum CBS 226.95
Lineage: Eukaryota; Fungi; Ascomycota; Sordariomycetes; Hypocreales; Hypocreaceae
Exons: 1
Coding region: 1-507 (168 amino acids)
Source: RefSeq, a predicted model, not a curated record
AUGACAUUGAAAAGACGGCAGCAAGGGGGUACAACGGCCACGCUGCGACAUUCCGGGACAUUUUGCGGGAGAGUAAGACCUGGAGACGGCUUGGGCUGGGCAUCAUUUGAUCCAUCCAGACAGAACUCGGCCAAGUACCUGUCUCUCGUUGGCUACUCCCGCAGAUACUUUCAUGCCAACCUCCCACCACGCAGCUUAGCCUGUAAGAAGCGAAACUCAAUGAUGAACCCGGUCCCGUACCUGUACCUGUACCAAGAUAGGUACCUUACCAAUACUCGUACUCACCUCGUGCGUCUCUGCCCGCGUGCAAAAAAGGGAGCUGGAGGCGGUCAGGUGAAAUUCCAUCUGCGCCCAAAACUACCUAGGCAGCAUUUCGAGCAGUACGAGUAUGUAUUACUCAAAAAUCGCGAGAGAAAAGAAUGGGAAUAUGCUGGAGCUCCGCUGGUUGGUUGCAUGUACCAGGUACUGCUGGGCACGGAGCAGCGCUUCGGACGAGGUACUUCGUAAAAAAGGCGUCCGUGCUCCUCAAUAUCUUGGACGAAACGGCCCCAGGCAGUGAUCAGCUGUGGAUCUAACAGUUGGAGUAAUGGCAGAAGAAAAUGGAAGGGAAAUGGAAAAAAAAGUAUUGAAAGUGAAAUGGCCUGGCCCAUCAAAGACCCUUGGACAGGCCCAGCCCAGCUACUGUAUGUACAAGCUACAGUACGGAGCAAUAUUUGCCCAUCCAUUAUUUCCCGCCCAGCUGAGCGGGAAGUACCCGACUACGAGUAUACUCGUACUUGCAAAUGGUGCUAGGCAUGAAAUUAAGUGAGUGCUCCGUAAUGACCUAGCGGGACCCAGAUGGGGG